AUGCCCGGGUUUGCGGACUCGUUCUGGACCCCCGACUAUGCUAGCGGGUUGGGGGUGCUGUAUGGGAAACUACAGCAAGGUGUGGUGGAAAACAAGCAGAUCCUGACCAUCGCUUCCAUGCGUGCAGAGGCGGAGGAACAGUAUGGACUCCGCAUGGGGGACAUUGCCCCGAGCGUGGACCGGAUGACAGCCGUCGGGUUCGGCAAGGACGACGGUGCGAGUGUCCGAAAGGCAUACGAAGGUAUUCGCACCGAGAUGGUCGAGGCAUCUAAAAACCACCAAAAGAUAUCCAGCAACAUCCGCGAGCUAGUUGUUACGCCGUUCCGUCGCUGGGGCGAACAGCAUGAGAUGCGUGUACAGUAUUCGCAUGACCUACUCCAGACUCGCAUCAAGGAACAUACCAAGCAGGCGGAGUUGGUCCGGAAGUUGCGCAGUACUUAUUUCAACAAGUGUCGUGUCGUGGAAGACUUGGAGGAAGAGAACAAACUUGCUUUCCAGGACCCCGAGACGAGUCCGAAGGUCAAGCCUCCACCCAAAAUUGUGCUUCCCACCGAGGAGGAGCCCGAGGAGGACCCCAUCGAGCUGGGCGAGAGGGUGUUCCCUCCAGAUCAUAUCAAGAAGCUCCUUACCCACAUGCUCGAUCAUAUCAAGCUUGGCGAGGCGAAGGUUCCCAUCAUCGGUACCUACUUGAACGUUUCUACUGGUGCGGACAUUGCGCAGUACAUCCAGACCUAUAUGGAAGCCGACAACCUUACUGAGGUAGAAAGGAUCGGACAGGACAUGGUAGACAACGGCUUACUUCGUUUGGUUGGAAACAUGGGCAAUGUCUUUGCCAACAGUUCCAAGAUGAACUACCAAUGGCGUCCCAAGGUUUUCCAGCUCACUGGCAUUCCCGAGAAAAAGAAGCCUCUCAUGCGUGUCACCUCAGUGGCCUCAAGUGAAGAUGGCAGCGGCAGCGAAUCACCCAUGUCAUCGGUCUCCGAAAUGUUGUCCGGUUGGAACCCUCUCAACAACCCCUACCCCAACGAAACACCAUCCGAGAAGCUUCGGCGAGAGGCUCUGGAGGCGGAUGAGCGAUACAAGGUUGCUGUCCGCAAGCUUGACCAAAUCCGCUGCCGCUUGGAGGAAGAAGUCAUCACUCAGCUCAAAUACAUGGAGCAGUGUGAACUCGACAGACUCAAGGCCAUCAAGGCUGUUGUCCUUGACUUCUCUGGUGCUAUCAGUAACGUCAUUCCCAACCUGCAGAGCACGGUGGACCAUAUGAUGCUGUACCAGGAGACAAUCCAGCCCCUUGGCGACCUGAGAUAUUUGCUUGAGAAUUACCGCACAGGAGGGUUUGUGCCCAAGAUCCAAGCAUACGAAAACUACUACGGCUCCGUUGAAGAACAAAACUUCGGUGUCGACCUCGAGGCUAGGGCUCGUGUUGACCGCAAGCGUGUUCCAAUCCUGCUUACUACCAUCCUGACCUAUCUUGACAAUCGCUACCCCGAGCUUGAAGGCGACGAGACGCGACAGAUGAUCUGGCUCACGGAUGUGGACCUCGCCCGGACGCACAAGCUUCGUUACGCUUUGAACAACAGCAAGGCGGACUAUCAUGAAAUCCUACCUCAAUACGAGAUCCCUGUCAUUGCAAGCGUUUUGAGAUUGUACCUACUUGAGUUGCCAGACUCCCUGGUCUCCUCCCAAGUCUAUGAAAUCGUGAAAACCAUUUACUCUACCACCGCCCAUGAAACCACGGAAGAAGGCCGCAUCAAGGUUCUGCAGAGCACCCUUGGGCAGCUUCGCCUCGUGAAUAUUGCUACGCUUGAUGCCAUUAUGACUCACUUCACACGCCUGAUUGACUUGACCUCUGCCGACGAAGAGUACAUUACGGCAUUGGCUCAGGCUUUCUCCCCUUGCAUUCUCCGUCCUCGAUUCGAGAGCAGCUUGACGAUGAACGAACGCCACAGCUACCGCCUAAUCCGCGACCUGUUCGCCCACAAGGAUUCCAUCUUUGGUGAGCUCAAGCGCCAAUCGAGUGCCCUUGGCGUCAACAGCGCCGGUCACCAGUCUCGUGCACGAUCCAUCAGCACUGAUGAGAGCAACCGCCGCGCAGCCAUGGAAGCCCGCCAGCGAGCCAUCGUGAACCGCAGCCGUGCCACUAGCCCUGCUGCCCGCCAAAGGCACCGACGCGACCGCUCCAGCGGCGCCUCUGAAAUGGGCCGGUUCCCAAUCAACGUUAAUAGCCCCUCCUCCAUCGCGGACCGCAGAGCCGUCCGCGGCCCUAGCCUAGACGUGCCGGCCAACGAAUCCUCUCACGCCGCAGCUGACACACCUGCCGUGGUCACCCCGGCUUCUGAGCCGGCCACCAAUGGCGCUCCUGCUGAAUCUCCUGUUUCGACUGCUAGUAUCAGUGGUUACUCAGGCUCACCCAGCCCCCCGCCUGUCUCCACUCAACUCGAGACUGAGACUGUCUCCGACGGUUCCCCGACUCCCACUCCCACACCGGCUGUCGGAUCCGCGGAAUUCGAGAAGCGGAACUCAGUAUCUCGCUCUUCGGCUCGCUACAGUGGUCGUAAGCCUGGCCUUGGUAGCCUGUCGAAUUUCUCCACUACGGCCUCCGGCGUUGCGGGCACAGAUAGCAACCGCAGCAGCAUUGCAGAGAGCGAGCCUAACAGAGUCACUCUGGAAGACAAGCCCAUGGACGACUAA
Penicillium olsonii is the source of this 2691-nucleotide messenger RNA. The record is from the annotation of a GenBank genome assembly. NCBI's taxonomy places the organism in Eukaryota, Fungi, Ascomycota, Eurotiomycetes, Eurotiales, Aspergillaceae.